This is a messenger RNA of Amborella trichopoda, 1820 nucleotides long. Lineage: Eukaryota; Viridiplantae; Streptophyta; Magnoliopsida; Amborellales; Amborellaceae. The record is from RefSeq and is a predicted model, not a curated record.
GCUCUUUCAUCCCACUCCACAACUUUAGCGAGUCAAUAGUCGUAAGGAAGGAUGUACGAGAGGGAGGGAGGGUGAGAAUUAUAUCAUCACAACGGCCUCCUCACGUCUCGGAGACCUUUAGACCCUUUAUGAAAUAAAAAAAAAUGUCCCCACUUUAUAAAUGAAAUCAUGAAGCAUGCCAUGUCCAUACUCCCUUACCACUGAAGUUCAGCCGUAGGAACUGAACUGAACUGAACUGAUGUUGGGAUACAGUGUUGCAAUUGUCAACUACAGAGCCCAAGCCCCACUGCGGAAAGCGGAAGCCGAAGCAAAAGUAGAAGCGGAAGCGGAAGCGGAAGCGGAAGCUUAUACACAAAAAAUGGAUGUAGAAAUCCUGUCCUCCACAAGCGUGAAGGCAGCAGUGGCAGUGGGCGAGGUCGAGGGCUCGAUCCCCCUCACCAUCUUUGACAGGGCAGCCGUCGACCUCCAUGUGCCUACCAUCUAUGCGUUCCGCGCGCCUAUGCCCGGCAACGACGCCCUCAAGCGCGGUCUCUCGGAGGUCCUCAGCCACUACCGGCAGCUUGCAGGCCGCCUCUCCACUGAUCCAGUCUCGAGCCUCCCAUGUAUCCUCCUCAACAACGCUGGUGCCAGGGUCGUCGAGGCUCAAGUGUCCAGCCCUCUAGCAAACCACCUCCCGUUGCACCCAUCCCCUGCCCUCUCAAUUCUCUAUCCCCCCAUCGAUGAAACUGUGGAGGAGCUUCUUCAGGUGCAAAUCACUCGCUUCUCGUGUGGGGGCAUCAUCCUCGGCACCACCGGCCACCACAAAGCUGCCGAUGGGCAGUCGAUGAGCAUCUUCUUCCUUGAGUGGUCACGCACAGUGCGAGCCAUGACCAAGGGACAGGACCGGCCCCCACCGCCAGUGGUCGCUCCUGUGCAUGACCGUUCAAUGCUCGCACCCUGUGACCCGCCCUGUCCCAAGUUUGAACACCGCGAGAUUGAGUUUCAGUCAGGUGCCAAGGCUACAGCCUCCCAGCCGCCUGCCCAGUUUGAGAAUGUGGUGGUGCAUUUCCCUGCAGAAUUCGUGGCCUCCCUGAAGGCUGCUGGCGGUGGCCGCUACUCCACAUUUGAGUGCCUCCUUGCCCAUGUCUGGAAGAAGCUGACCAUCGCACGCGGCCUCGACGCCGAGGUCGAUACCCAUGUGCGCAUCGCAGUGAACGGGCGUGCAAGGCUCGGGCCUCACGUUCCAAUGGGCUAUUUUGGAAACCUCGUCCUGUGGGCUCAUCCCAAUCUUAAGGCCGGAGAGCUACUUGCUCUAAACACAGCUGAUGUAGCAAGGGCAAUACACGAGGGUGUCGACGAGAUCGACGACGCCUACUUCCAAUCAUUCGUCGACUUCGGAGCAGUGGCACAGGAGGAGCUGGUGUCGAGCGCACCAGUAGAGGGCAUCUCACUGUCGCCGAAUUUGGAGGUCGACAGCUGGCUGCGUUUCGACUUCUGGGAGCUCGAUUUUGGAACUGGCCGGCCCUGCGCCUUCCUGCCGCCAUGGCUUCCCUUUGAGGGGCUCUUCAUAUUUAUGCCUUCCUACAAAGAGAAGGGGGGAGUUGACAUGUUCUUGGCCAUCUCUCGUGACCACAUCCCCAAAUUUAAGCACAUUUGCCACUCCCUGGACUGAGAAGAUCCACUCGUCUGUAAGAACAAGCCCUAUGAAUACACCACGAUGUUUGAAUAAUAAUUGUUUGUUUAUGUAUACUUUUUUUGUCCUUUUUUUUUUUGCCAAUCCUUCUGCUUGCUUGUUGAUUCCAUUCCCUAUCUUAAUAGAGCAGUUUAUAAGUUGGAAAUCA